Platichthys flesus (European flounder) is the source of this 3842-nucleotide messenger RNA. RefSeq names its product dihydropyrimidine dehydrogenase b (gene dpydb). Gene Ontology annotation, molecular function: NADP binding; iron-sulfur cluster binding; dihydropyrimidine dehydrogenase (NADP+) activity. Gene Ontology annotation, biological process: thymine catabolic process; uracil catabolic process. The transcript is spliced from 25 exons. NCBI's taxonomy places the organism in Eukaryota, Metazoa, Chordata, Actinopteri, Pleuronectiformes, Pleuronectidae. The coding region runs from base 218 to 3280 and encodes 1020 amino acids. Gene Ontology annotation, cellular component: cytosol; cytoplasm. The record is from RefSeq and is a predicted model, not a curated record.
UCGGUGAAAAGACAAUUUGGUUUGGUGAUAUUAAGAGGUCAGCUUGUCAUCUAACAUCUCUGUUAGUAAGUGAAGCAGGCUAAGGAGGAGCUCGCACAUAGUUCCAUUUGGGAGCAGAGCAGUCCCGGACAGUGCUUCGGACCUCUAAUCCAGAGACCAUCAAGAAUCUCCUGAAGAUUAUUUAAAGGGCUUCACUCUUAAAUUGGAAAGAAGCAUCAUGUUGAGUAAAGACCUUCCAGACAUUGAGAGCCUCCUGGCUCUGAAUCCCAGGGUGAACACUCAUGCUCACAUCAUGUCCACAGCAGAUAAGAAGAAAGAAAAGAAACACUGGAAAAGAAACCCUGAGAGAAACUGUGACUCUUGUGUGACGUUGGAGAACAACUUUGAUGACAUCAAACACACAACACUGAGCGAGCGCGGAGCUCUACGAGAAGCACUAAGGUGUCUAAAAUGUGUCGAUGCUCCCUGUCAGAAGAGCUGCCCGACUAACCUGGACAUCAAGUCAUUCAUUACAAGCAUCUCUAAUAAGAACUAUUAUGGCGCAGCUCGGGUCAUCCUAUCUGACAACCCCCUGGGUUUGACCUGUGGAAUGGUUUGCCCCACAUCAGAUCUCUGUGUAGGAGGCUGUAACCUGUAUGCAUCUGAGGAAGGACCUAUCAACAUCGGGGGGUUACAGCAGUUUGCCACUGAGGUAUUCAGUAAGAUGGGCAUCCCUCAGGUCAGGAAUCCUGAACUCCCACCGCCUGAUGAGAUGCCAGAGUCUUACCACAGCCCCAUUGCUCUGAUUGGCUGUGGCCCAGCAUCAAUCAGCUGUGCUACCUUCCUGGCCCGUCUGGGAUAUGAAAAUAUUACUAUAUUCGAGAGACAGAAAUACAUUGGAGGGCUGAGCACAGCAGAAAUCCCCCAGUUCCGACUUCCCUAUGAGGUUGUCCAGUUUGAAGUAGAUCUGAUGAAAGAUCUGGGAGUGAAGGUGGUGUGUGAGAAGGGUCUUGGUGUGAACGGAAUGACUCUGACGUCCCUGAAGGAGGAAGGAUAUAAAGCUGUCUUUAUUGGCAUUGGUCUCCCUCAGGCCAACAGAGCUGCAAUCUUUAAGGAUUUGACCAUGGAUCAAGGCUUCUUCACCUCCAAAGACUUUCUGCCCAUGGUGGCUUUAGCAAGCAAGAAAGGUAUGUGCCAUUGUCGUAGCUCUCUGCCGGAGUUAAGAGGCAUAGUGAUCGUUUUGGGUGCUGGAGACACUGCGUUCGACUGCGCCACCUCUGCUCUUCGCUGUGGAGCCAAGAGAGUGUACGUCUGCUUCAGGAAGGGAUUCACCAACAUCAGGGCUGUUCCUGAAGAGAUGGAGCUGGCUAAAGAAGAGCAGUGUGAGUUCCUGCCCUUCCUCUCUCCUCGUGAGGUCAUCAUGAAGAAUGGCCGGGUUGCCGGGUUACAGUUGUGUCGCACCGAGCAGAACGAGGAAGGAGAUUGGCUGGAAGAUGAGGACCAGGUUGUCAGGCUGAAGGCCGAUUACAUCAUCAGUGCCUUUGGUUCCAUGUUGAAUGAACGGCAAGUGACUGAUGCCAUGGCUCCUGUGAAGAUGACCCGCUGGGGCACUCCAGAGGUCAACACAGACACCAUGCAGACCAGUGAGCCCUGGGUGUUUGCGGGUGGAGACAUAGCUGGUUUGGCAAACACCUCAGUGGAAUCAGUGAACGAUGGCAAACAGGCCUCAUGGCACAUUCACAGAUACAUACAGUCCCAGCAUGGACAGAUGGUGGACCCAGUCCCAAAGCUGCCAUUGUUCUACAGUGCUAUAGAUACGGUGGACAUCAGUGUAGAGGUUUGUGGAAUAAAGUUUCCCAACCCAUUUGGCCUGGCCUCCGCUCCUCCCACCACCAGCACGGCCAUGAUCAGAAGAGCUUUUGAACAAGGAUGGGGUUUCGCUCUGACCAAGACUUUUGGUCUGGACAAGGACCUGGUGACCAACGUGUCUCCUCGUAUCGUGCGUGGCACAACCUCAGGUCAUGUGUACGGACCAGGCCAGGGCUCCUUCCUCAACAUUGAGCUCAUCAGUGAGAAGACAGCAGCCUACUGGUGUCAGUCAGUGGCUGAGCUGAAGAGGGACUUCCCCAACAAUGUGGUGAUCUCCAGUAUAAUGUGCAGUUACAACAAGGAAGACUGGACAGAAAUAACUAAGAUGGCAGUGGCUUCAGGAGCAGAUGCACUGGAGCUGAAUCUGUCCUGUCCUCAUGGGAUGGGAGAGAGAGGGAUGGGACUUGCCUGUGGACAGGACCCGGUGAUGGUGCGUAACAUCUGUCGCUGGGUGCGUGAAGCCUCUCCCAUUCCGUUCUUUGCCAAACUGACACCAAACGUGACUAACGUUGUUGACAUUGCCAAAGCUGCUCAUGAAGGUGGAGCAGAUGGAGUCACUGCUACCAACACAGUGUCAGGUAUGAUGGGACUGAAGGCAGAUGGCUCGCCUUGGCCAAGUGUUGGAAAUGGAAAACGCACCACGUAUGGAGGCGUGUCAGGAAACGCCAUCAGACCCAUAGCUCUUAAAGCGGUAUCAGCGAUCGGCAGAGCAAUUCCUGGUUUUCCUAUUUUGGCCACUGGGGGCAUUGACUCAGCAGAGACUGGACUACAGUUUCUCCACGCUGGAGCGUCAGUGUUACAGGUGUGCAGCGCAGUUCAGAACCAGGAUUUCACAGUUAUUGAGGAUUACUGCGUAGGUCUGAAGGCCUUGUUGUACCUCAAGAGCAUGGAGCUGAAGGACUGGGACGGUCAGUCCCCUCCAACAGAGAGACACCAGAAAGGAAAACCAGUUCCCAGACUAGAAGAACUGGUUGGACAGAGCCUCCCCAGCUUUGGUCCAUACCUCCAGCGGAAGGAAGAAGCCCUUGCUGACUACAAGAAACAGCUCAGAAACACUGUUAAAACUGAUGUCGGGGAAACCCACGUCCCUCGGGUUGACUCGCCCAAAAGACCCGUCCCUGCUGUCAAGGAUGUGAUAGCCAGAGCGUUGCGGUACAUUGGAGCAUACCAGGACCUUGACAACAUAGAGCAGGUCCAGGCUCUGAUAGACGAAGAGAUGUGUAUCAACUGUGGUAAAUGUUACAUGACCUGCAAUGACUCUGGAUACCAGGCCAUAACGUUCGAUCCAGAUACCCACCUUCCGUUUGUGAAUGACAGCUGUACGGGCUGCAAUCUGUGCCUCAGCGUCUGUCCAAUCAUAGACUGCAUCAAGAUGGUUACCAGGAAAACACCCUAUCAACCUAAGAGAGGUGUACCCAUUAGUACCAUCUAAGAAAAACCAAAACUUUAUAUUUAACAAUGGAUAUCAGACAUUUCCAAUGUUGGGUUUUAUGGCUUAGUAAUUUUCAGUUUGAGACAUUGUUUCCUGUUAAUCUUAUUUAUCAUUUGAUGAUGUAAAGUGAUAGAGAUACGAGGUCCAAUAUGAGUAUCAGAGCGAUAGAUAGAUAGGGAGAGAGAGAGAUAGAAAGAGAGAGAGAGAAAGACAAUUUCCUGUUUUCUUAUUUCACCUCCAUUUGACCAUGUGAUUUUAUUUUAAUAGUUCUAGCUAAAUUGUUGAGUUAAAUAGUCACCAUAAAGGCCUCAAAACUAAUUUUUCAAUAAUUUAACUUUACUUCUGAUUUAGAUUACUUUAUCAAUUGUAAUUCCUUCAUUGUUGGUAUCCUUCUUUCCUUUGUGUUUGUUGUGAUGAUUGCCUAUUUCAAACCAAAUUUACUUCUACUGUACACGAAGUGUAUUGAUGUAAAAGGAAAUGCAUCUUUAAUACAGUAUAGUUUGUGAUUUAAAUAAAAGUUUUCUGAUGCAGCAAACCAUCUGUACAGAGGAACACAAGCCAA